Ochlerotatus camptorhynchus is the source of this 1270-nucleotide messenger RNA. Its product is annotated as testis-specific serine/threonine-protein kinase 1-like. Gene Ontology annotation, molecular function: ATP binding; protein serine/threonine kinase activity. The transcript has a single exon. The coding region runs from base 299 to 1270 and encodes 323 amino acids. NCBI's taxonomy places the organism in Eukaryota, Metazoa, Arthropoda, Insecta, Diptera, Culicidae. Gene Ontology annotation, biological process: protein phosphorylation; intracellular signal transduction. Gene Ontology annotation, cellular component: cytoplasm. The record is from RefSeq and is a predicted model, not a curated record.
GCCUUGAAGGCGAUUUUAGAUCAUCUCGUUUUUAUUCGGGCUCGCACUUGUUCGUUUGUCUUCAGAUCUAUCAAUCGCAGUUAUCCAUGACUUGAAAUUUUCAUUCGAUUUGUCAAUUCUGUUUGAGAAACUGUUCGGAUACGGAUCGCGUUUUUGUCCUCUUUCAGUCUCAUUCGGUUCGAUCGACCCGGUUUAUCUUGGAAAUCACGUUUACCACUGCAUAAAAAUAUCAAAUUUACGGGAGAAAAUUUGAAAAACUUUCCAAUAAAAUUACCGCAAAUCAACUGAAGACAACGAAAUGUCCACCGUUCAAAAAUGCCAUGCCGAGGGUUUGCUGCAGCCACUACGAAGAUCAUCCCUACUGGCCGUGCGGCAACAACUGGUCGAGAAGAUUCCCGAUCAUCACGCAUUGAAAUCGCGCGGUUACCUCCUGGGGCGUCGCAUUGCAAAGGGGACCUUUGCAACGGUAAUGCGAGCAAAGUUCUACGAUCCAAAACAAGACAACGAUGGCUCGCAGACUCCGUUGGAACUGGCCUGCAAAAUCAUCGAUGAGAGCAAAUCGAAGGAUGAAGAUUUUCUAAAGAAGUUUCUACCGAGGGAAUUGCAAAUCCUUGAACGGAUCGAUCAUCCCAACAUCAUCCAGACACACAGCAUCCUGCGAAGAGGAUGCCGGGUGUUCAUUUUCAUGCGACUUGCCGAGCGAGGAGACUUGCUGAGCUUCAUCCGGAAAUAUGGCGCCCUUUCGGAAGAGCGAAGUCGCUUCUGGUUCUACCAAAUGGCAGAUGCCAUCCGGUACCUCCAUCGGUUGAAUAUUGCCCACCGGGAUCUCAAAUGUGAGAACGUGCUCAUUUCGAAGAACAUGAACAUCAAGCUGUCGGACUUUGGAUUCGCUCGCACCUGCAUCGAUGAAACCGGGGUGGCCUUGAUGUCAAAGACUUUCUGGGGAUCAGCCGCGUAUGCAGCACCGGAGAUCGUCAGUGGGAAAGCGUACAUCCCAAAAUCGGCGGAUCUCUGGUCUCUGGGAGUGGUGCUGUUCAUCAUGCUCAACGGGACGAUGCCGUUCGAUGAGAAGAACCUGAAAAAGCUGAUCAAAUGUCAACUGGCGAGGCAGUUUACCUUCCGGCCCCAAGUGGAAAAAGCCAUUUCAUUGGAUGCGAUACAGAUGGUGCGCUACUUGCUCGAACCGGAUCCGAUCGAUCGGAUCAACAUCGAUGAAGUCAUGCAGGAACGGUGGGAGGAAAAGUUGGUUUUUGAUGACAAUAAAAGUUAA